AUGGCCGGCGUUUUCGAAUUGGAGCUAACUGAUCAUAAUCAUUUAACACCUGUUGGCGAAUUUUCUGAUAUGGAUGAUGAUGAUGAAUAUGUAGACGUUGCUGAUGGAGAAAUUUCAACUCCCCCUCCUUCCUCUUCUUACAUGUAUGUAUUUAUAAAAAAUUUUAUAAAUUUUAAAGAAAUGACCGCUAAUUUUAGAAAUGACCCGCAAGUUGAAGCCUUAGAACUUGGUGAACAUGCCGAGCUUGUCAAUCCUCCUAACACUAAAGUAGGUCCAGAGGACUUUCAAUUGCUCAAGGUGUUAGGAAAAGGAGGAUAUGGAAAGGUUUUUCAAGUAAAGAAAGUCUCAGGGACAGACCGAAACAAAAUUUUUGCGAUGAAAGUACUUAAAAAGGCAACAAUAAUUCGUAAUCAGAAGGAUACUGCACACACCAAAGCUGAAAGAAACAUUUUAGAGGCUGUUAAGUGUCCUUUCAUUUGCGAUUUGCAAUAUGCCUUCCAAACUGGCGGGAAGCUUUAUUUAAUUUUGGAAUAUUUAAGUGGUGGAGAGCUUUUUAUGCAUCUUGAACGGGAAGGUAUUUUUCUCGAGGACACUGCAGGAUUUUACUUGGCAGAAAUUGUUGUUGCUCUUGAACAUCUUCAUAAACAGGGAAUAAUUUAUCGUGAUCUUAAGCCCGAAAACAUUCUCCUCGAUUGUAAAGGGCACGUUAAAUUAACGGAUUUUGGUCUUUGCAAAGAAGCUAUUGAAGGUGACCAGAAAACACACACUUUUUGUGGAACUAUAGAGUACAUGGCUCCAGAGAUUUUGAUGCGAACUGGCCACGGAAAGGCUGUGGAUUGGUGGAGUUUGGGAGCAUUAACUUUCGAUAUGACUAUUGAUAGAAUUCUGAAAGGAAGGCUUACAUUACCACCUUAUCUGAGCACAGAAGCGAAAGAUUUAAUUAAACGAUUAUUAAAAAGGCACGUCGACACUCGAUUGGGUGCUGGGCCAACAGAUUCGGAAGAAAUCAAACAACAUAUCUUUUUUCGUCAUCAUAUUUCUAAUUGGGCAAAAGUUUAUAAAAGAGAGUUGGAACCUCCAUUUAAGCCAGAUAUUACAAGCGAUGAGGACACUUCACUUUUUGAUACAAAAUUUACAAAAAUGACUCCGGUCGAUUCUCCUACAGCCGAUAUUUCACCUACAGCUGAUCCUUUUAUUGGAUUUACAUAUGUAGCGCCAUCCUUAUUAGAGCAAAGUGAGCAGCCGACUCUGAUCAGACCAAGGCAAUUUCGAAAAAUGUAA
Messenger RNA from Meloidogyne enterolobii, 1281 nucleotides. The record is from the annotation of a GenBank genome assembly. Lineage: Eukaryota; Metazoa; Nematoda; Chromadorea; Rhabditida; Meloidogynidae.